UCCUUUCCCGGCCCCUCCCGCCCCUGCCCCCAGCAGCCCCCAGCCCUCCCCGCUUCUCCAGAGCCCGCCCGGCCGUCGCUCCGUCCGUCCGUCCGUCCGUGCGUCCGUCCGGGGGGCAGGGCACGAGGCGCCGCAGACCCAACGCCGCCAGAUGCGUCUCCGCGCCGCGCCGUGCUGGGGGCCGUCCCCGGGGGUGCUCCCCUGCUGCCCGCGCUGCUGACCCCCAGCCCUCUGCCCCACGCUGCCCUGCCGGCUGCUGCUGCUCCUCCAACGGCUCCUGCCGCGGCCCCUGGCUCCUGCUCCAUGCUCAGCAUGCCCCUGUCUGGCGGACCCGGACCCGCUGAGGAAUCGCUCUGGAGCUCGAGGCCAGCCUGCAGGGAAAUGGAGUCAAAGGUCUCCGAAGGCGGCCUGAAUGUCACCCUCACCAUCCGGCUGCUGAUGCACGGCAAGGAAGUCGGAAGCAUCAUUGGAAAGAAAGGAGAGACCGUGAAGAAGAUGCGUGAGGAGAGUGGGGCAAGAAUCAACAUCUCGGAGGGAAACUGCCCCGAGCGAAUUGUGACCAUCACCGGCCCCACCGAUGCCAUCUUCAAGGCUUUCGCCAUGAUCGCCUACAAAUUUGAGGAGGACAUAACCAACUCAAUGAGCAACAGCACUGCUACCAGUAAACCUCCAGUGACGCUGCGACUGGUCGUGCCAGCUAGUCAGUGCGGCUCACUGAUUGGCAAAGGAGGCUCCAAGAUCAAGGAAAUCAGGGAGUCCACAGGUGCUCAGGUUCAAGUGGCGGGGGACAUGCUGCCCAACUCCACGGAGCGGGCAGUGACAAUCUCGGGGACACCCGACGCAAUUAUCCAGUGUGUCAAACAGAUCUGUGUGGUGAUGCUGGAGGUACAGUCUGUAACAAAGGGGUCCCCACCAAAAGGUGCCACCAUUCCCUACCGCCCAAAGCCCGCCUCCACCCCUGUCAUUUUUGCAGGUGGUCAGGUAAGAGCCGACCCGCUUGCAGCCUCCACUGCCAACCUCAGCCUUUUACUGCAGCACCAGCCGCUGCCCGCCUACACGAUUCAGGGACAAUACGCUAUUCCACACCCGGAUCAGUUGACCAAGCUCCACCAGUUGGCUAUGCAGCAAACCCCCUUUACUCCCCUUGGACAGACCACCCCCGCUUUCCCUGGAGAAAAGCUGCCCUUACAUUCCUCCGAAGAAGCUCAAAAUCUGAUGGGCCAAUCAUCAGGUCUGGAUGCCAGUCCCCCGGCCAGUACUCAUGAACUCACCAUUCCCAAUGAUCUAAUAGGCUGCAUAAUCGGACGCCAAGGGACCAAAAUCAAUGAAAUUCGGCAGAUGUCUGGAGCACAGAUCAAAAUCGCCAACGCCACGGAAGGGUCAUCAGAGCGCCAAAUCACCAUCACGGGAACCCCUGCCAACAUCAGCCUCGCUCAGUACCUCAUCAACGCCAGGCUGACGUCUGAGGUCACUGGAAUGGGCGCACUCUAAUUUCCACCCACCAUCCUCCACUCCGCACCACCCGACCCUCUCCAGCCAAGGGCACUCCACCCAGCCUGUACAACCUGUACAUUUACCGUCUUCCCCUUACCUCCACAGAUACUCUUUUCUUUACUAACAGAUAUAUAUAUCUAUAAAUACACACACAUAUGCACCCACCGGAACGUUUCUUUAUGACCUCCUUACUGUGCUCCUGAGACUGCUCCCGAACUCUUUGGUUAUGGUCCUUGUUUUCAGCGUACGGUGUUCUUACUUCUGCUUUUUUUUGGGGGGGGGGAGGGGGGGUUCCACUUGUGAGACUCGAGAAUAUGACGACGGGUCUCUAGUGUCAGCCUAGCGUAGCUACCUAAAGGUUUGCAUUGAGCCUGGCGGCUCUCGCUGUAACCUAUGGCAUGGUGAUGCCACCCAGAGCUGUGCUCACUUUCCUCCCCGUAGUCCCCCCCCCGGUGCUCCCACUCUGCUCGCUUCUCCCCUCCCGGCUCCCCUCUGCCACCUCUCACCCCUGCCCUGAGGAUAAGGCGUAGCUUUUUACCCCUGUGUUAUUUUGGAAGCAGAACGUGCAGGAGCCAAGCCUACAUGCAUGCAUGGGUUCACGCACAGACGUCUCUCUUUGCAACAUGGCAGGGUCCAGACAAGCCAUUUUUAAUACUCAAGGAAGGGAAUCUCCCUCUCUCUCACACACACACUUACACACACGAUCCCUCUUUUUUAACUAACAAGCAACUGGAAGCGGGAAGAAUUCAGCUGUAUGGGAAUCACACCCCCAGGGGCCCAUGAAAGCACUCUGACAAUCCCCACGAGCAACCUUUGGACAGUAGCUCAGGAAGCUCUGCGAGCCGGCUGUGUUCAUCAGUGUUUGUGUUCAAUAAAUGUCUGUGCAGCUCUGCUAC
Molecule: messenger RNA, 2390 nt
Organism: Oxyura jamaicensis (ruddy duck)
Lineage: Eukaryota; Metazoa; Chordata; Aves; Anseriformes; Anatidae
Gene: PCBP3
Product: poly(rC) binding protein 3
Exons: 17
Coding region: 304-1491 (395 amino acids)
Biological process (GO): regulation of RNA metabolic process; regulation of gene expression
Cellular component (GO): nucleus; cytoplasm
Molecular function (GO): mRNA binding
Source: RefSeq, a predicted model, not a curated record